Photinus pyralis (common eastern firefly) is the source of this 7581-nucleotide messenger RNA. RefSeq names its product serine/threonine-protein kinase Tor (gene Tor). Gene Ontology annotation, biological process: TOR signaling; protein phosphorylation; negative regulation of macroautophagy. The record is from RefSeq and is a predicted model, not a curated record. The transcript is spliced from 14 exons. Gene Ontology annotation, molecular function: protein serine/threonine kinase activity; protein binding; protein-containing complex binding. Bases 195 to 7478 code for a protein of 2427 amino acids. Gene Ontology annotation, cellular component: TORC1 complex; nucleus; TORC2 complex. NCBI's taxonomy places the organism in Eukaryota, Metazoa, Arthropoda, Insecta, Coleoptera, Lampyridae.
ACAAGUCAUAGAAGAGGUUAUGUUAUGAUGCACUAUUAAUUAAUUAGUAUUUAUAUCUUUUAUGAAAUGAUGUAGUAUAAUUUGAUAGUAAUAAAUUUGCUCUUCCUUUUAAAUAAGUACAGUUUGAGAUUUUUAAAAUCCCCAAAUAAUUCCUUCUAUUGAAAUGGUCUGAACGUCUUACAUUGAAUACGAAAAUGCCAUCCGUUGCAAUGCCGCACUUUGUGUCGGGAUUGAAGUCCCGAAAUCAGGAGGUUCGCUUCAAGACAGCACACGAACUGUCUGGCUUCGUAAAAAGCGAGCUAAGAGAGGCGACUCCGGAAGAAAUCAACACCUUCCUCGAUGAAUUUAACCACCAUAUCUUUGAAAUGGUGUCCAGUACGGAUGUCAACGAAAAAAAAGGAGGAAUAUUGGCCAUAGUCUGUCUAAUCAACGCCGAUGUUGGUAACAUGACGACUAGAAUUUCACGUUUCGCAAACUAUUUGCGAAACCUUUUACCUUCAAACGACGUGGAAGUUAUGGAAUUUACGGCGAAGACUAUGGGUAAAUUGGCGUUGGUAUCCGGAUCUAAGGCAUCCGAAUAUGUUGAUUUUGAAGUAAAACGGGCCUUCGAAUGGCUGGGAGGCGAUCGUGUUGAAGGGAAGAGGCAUGCCGCCGUCUUAGUAUUACGAGAACUAGCUUUAACUAUGCCCACUUAUUUUUAUCAGCAAGUCUCGCCAUUUUUUGAGCUGAUAUUCUGCGCCGUACGCGAUCCUAAGUCGAAAAUACGCGAGGCUGCCGCCGAGGCGCUUAGAGCGGCAUUGGUUGUUACGGCGCAGCGUGAAUCGGCAAGGCAAACAACUAAGCCGCAAUGGUAUAAGCAAUGCUAUGACGAAACAGUGGACCUUUUAAGGGUCGAAAAACACACAAUCAAGGACGAUCGCAUUCACGGCGCCCUGUUGGUACUAAACGAGUUAAUGCGCUGCGCAAAUUUAGUAUGGGAACGGAAGUAUACAAGCUUGAAAGAAAGCGCCGAUAUGAAGCACACAGCCGACGAACAUUUCUCGACAAUAACCGUACAACCUCGAUUCAAGUCGCUGCACAACAAGGUUCUGCCAUCGUAUCAAAACAUUUCGUUUAGCGUUCUGCAUAAGACGGUGAGCGAAUCGUCCGUAUGCCGGCAGAUGGUGUUUGAGAAGUACGAUUACAUCUGCCUCGACGUUAUCGCGCAGAGCAGCGCGCGAUCGUUGCACAUACAAAAUGUGCUACUGAAAAUUUUGCCGCGACUUGCCGCAUUUAAUCGAGCGCAAUUUGCCGAAAACUACCUUCCCAUCGCGAUGAACUACCUGCUGAACACGUUGAAGGGGCGCGAGAAAGAACGAUCCAACGCGUUUAUCACAAUCGGUCUAAUCGCCGUGGCGAUGGAGGAUCUGAUUAAGCCGUACGUUUCGAAAAUAAUCGAAGUUAUCAAAUUGGCUCUGCCGAACAGGGAGGGCUCUACUAAGAAACGCGUCACCAUCGACGCUAGCGUUUUUAAGUGCAUUAUGUAUCUCGGGCACGCUGUUAAAGAUCACAUUGAUAAUGACAUCUUAAAUAUUUUGGAGCAAAUGUAUUCUGCGGGUCUGACUAUGCCUCUAACGGUUUGCCUGCGGGAGUUGGCGAAAAAUAUACCGGAUUUGAAGCAGCCAAUCUCGUUGGGGCUUUUAAAGAUGCUUUCGCAAAUUCUGAUUAAUAAACCGCUGCUUCAUCCCGGUAUGCCGCGACAGUUGGCUACUAAUGUGCUGCCUUUUAGUAGUUAUUCCGAUGCGAAUGAUACUUUUAGUAUUGUCUUGGCGUUGCGCACUUUGGGCACUUUUAAUUUCGAGGGUCACAGUUUGCUGCAGUUCGUCCAACGCUGCGCCGAUUAUUUUUUGGUACACGAGGAGAAGGAUAUCAGACUGGAAGCGGUGCGCACUUGCUGUAGAUUGUUGAAGCAUUCGAUUCACAAUCACCUUGGGAAUCCGUCCGAAACGGUUACGGCGACGGUUGCCUCAGUUCUGAAUAAACUGUUAAUCGUUGGCAUGACCGAUAUGCACCCCGAUGUACGUUUUUGGGUGUUGUACUCAUUAGAUAGCACUUUUGAUAAGCAUCUGGCUCAGGCCGAGUCGCUCAGUGCGUUGUUCGUGGCGCUGAACGAUGAAGUUUUCGAAAUACGUGAGGUGGCCAUGUGCAUAAUUGGUCGUUUAAGCACCAUGAAUCCUGCGUAUGUUAUGCCAUCGUUGCGCAAAUGUCUGGUUCAGCUACUGACGGAACUGGAGCACUCGGGUACUGGUCGUAACAAAGAACAAAGUGCAAGGACCCUGGAUCGGCUUGUAGUAAACGCGCCACGAUUAAUUCGGCCAUAUAUGGAACCUAUACUUAAAGUGCUCGUUCCAAAGUUGAAAGAGCAAGAGCCUAAUCCUGGCGUUGUACUAUCCGUGCUUAAUUGCAUUGGAAAUUUAGCUGAAGCCACUGGCGGUGGAUUAGAAUUGCAACACUGGAUGCCUGAGCUAUUGACGAUUCUACUAGAAAUGUUGGGAGACGCUUCCGCUCCAGAAAAACGUGGCGUUGCUCUAAUUACGUUGGGGCAGCUCGUUGGCGCCACGGGUCAUGUUGUUAAACCGUACAACCAAUACCCGAUGCUUUUAGAUGUCCUGAUCAACUUCCUUAAAACCGAACAGCACGCUUUGAUCAGGCGCGAGACGAUAAGGGUUCUCGGGUUACUGGGCGCCUUGGAUCCGUACCGACAAAAAAUAAUCCGUGGUCAAAUCGAUUACCAACCCGAGGCACCAGUACUGAUUGCAAUUGCGGAUAAAGAAGAGGAAUCGAAUGCGGAUCUGAGUACAAAUGAGAUGCUCGUGAAUAUGAGCUCGAGCACCUUGGAAGAAUAUUACCCGGCAAUUGCGAUCGCCACACUAAUGCGAAUUAUACGCGAUCCGACUUUAUCACAACAUCACACUAUGGUGGUCCAAGCGGUCACCUUCAUAUUCAAAAGCUUGGGUAUCAAAUGCGUGCCUUACAUCGCCCAAGUACUUCCGAGUUUCCUAAACGUAGUACGCACCGCGGACGUGAAUUUUCGCGAGUUCCUAUUUCAACAACUGGCCCAUCUGAUUGCUAUAGUAAAACAGCACAUUCGCAAUUACCUGGAUGACAUCAUCAAUCUCAUCAAACACUUCUGGACUCCUAACAGCCCUAUUCAAAAUACGCUCAUUUUGUUAAUCGAGCACAUAGCGGUCGCGCUCGGUGCCGAAUUUAAAAUUUACCUCCCCCGCUUAAUUCCGCACAUUUUAAGGGUGCUCAAUCACGACACAUCGAAAGAUCGCAACGUGACCAUUAAAUUACUGGAGGCGUUGAAGAAGUUCGGUAACAACUUAGACGACUACAUGCACCUAAUCUUGCCGCCGAUCGUCAAAUUGUUCGACGCGCCCGACUGUCAGACGACGAUUUCGAAACAGGCGCUCGAAACGAUCGACCAUUUGGCCGACAUUUUAGAUUUCUCCGAUUUUAUUUCGCGCAUCGUUCAUCCACUGGUCCGCGUCUUGGACAACUGUCCCGAGCUGCGACCCACAGCAAUGGAAACGCUCUGCUCCCUGAUCGUGCAGCUCAGCAGAAAGUUUAACAUCUUCGUUCCUUUAGUCAACAAAAUAAUGCAGAAGCACAAAAUACAGCACACGCGAUACGAGACGUUAAUAUCGAAAAUUUCCGUCGACACCACCCUGGCGGACGAUACCGAUUUCACGAUGGUGCGACCGAAGCCUAAGAAAAAUCGGGAGCUAAACAUGUCCGCCAGCGAUACGACCGUGAUACAACGCUUGAAAGUGUCCGCCUCGAGCCUUCAGCAGGCGUGGACUCCGGCGAGACGAGUUUCGAAGGAUGACUGGCUCGAGUGGCUGCAACGCUUAAGCAUCGAGUUAUUGAAGCAGUCGCCCAUUCCCGCUUUACGCUCUUGCCUAUCGCUAGCGCAGUCCUACUCUCAGCUACCCAAGGAUUUGUUCAAUGUUGCCUUUGUCAGUUGCUGGACCGAAUUGGAUGAUGGCAUGCAGAAGGAAUUGAUCAGCAGUUUAGAGCAAGCCUUAAUGGUACCCGAUUUGUCGGAAAUUACUCAGACGAUAUUAAAUUUGGCCGAAUUUAUGGAGCAUUGCGAUAAGGGGCCUCUGCCUUUGGACCCUCAACUGUUGGGAGAACGUGCUAUGCAUUGUAGAGCGUACGCCAAGGCCUUGCAUUACAAAGAAGAAGAAUUCCAAAGAGAUACGAGUAGUCAUGUGGUCGAAGCCCUAAUAUCAAUCAACAAUAAACUUCAACAGAAAGAAGCCGCGGAGGGUUUAUUGCAGCACGUAAUGCAACGGAGCGGCGACAUUCAAGUGCAGGUUCGGUGGUACGAAAAAUUGCACAAUUGGGACAAGGCCCUAAAUCUGUACAGAGAUAAGCUUGAGGUAAUAGAGCAAGACGAAGAGGCCUGUCUGGGAGAAAUGAGGUGCUUAGAGGCUCUCGGUGAAUGGAGUACCUUACGAAAUGUCGUCGAGUCUAGAUUUUUCGGCCUUACCGACAGCAAUAAGCAAAAGGCUGGGAGGUUGGCGGCGGCGUCAGCGUGGGGGUUACACGACUGGAGUUCAAUGGAAAGAUACGUAAAUGUUAUUCCGAGGGAUACACACGAUGGAGCGUUUUAUAGGGCGAUUCUUGCGAUUCACAAGGAGCAAUUUGAUGAGGCGCAACAUUACAUUGACAUGUCUCGUGAUCUUUUGGACACCGAGCUGACGGCAAUGGCCGGAGAAUCGUACCAGCGCGCUUACGGUGCCAUGGUAAUUGUGCAAAUGCUGGCGGAAAUGGAAGAAGUAAUUCAGUACAAAUUGGUACCUGAACGUCGCUCCAAUCUCUGCACAAUGUGGUGGCAGCGAUUGCAAGCCGGACAACGCUUAGCAGACGAUUGGCAGCGCAUCAUACAGAUUCAUUCGUUGGUACUCUCUCCUCAGGAGGACAUACAUACUUGGCUCAAGUACGCGUCUUUGUGCCGGAAAAGUGGAUCAUUGAUCCUUUCACAUAAAACCUUGGUAAUGUUACUAGGGUACGAUCCUUCGGUGAACUCAGAUCAGCCGUUACCUUGUAAUCAACCUCAAGUCACCUUUGCGUACACGAAACAUUUGUGGAUGUCUGGUAAAAAACAAGAGGCGUACCUACAGUUGUCCAAUUUCUUACGCGAGUAUACUCGCCUGACUGAUAGCGAAGACGUAACUCACGAUGACAGGCGACGGUUGUUAGCGAGGUGCUAUUUAAAAUUAGGGGAAUGGCAAGAGUCACUCGAGGGUGUCAAGGAGAAAUCCAUUCCCUUAAUUUUAAAAUGCUUCCAGCAAGCUACCGAACACAACCCCCUUUGGUAUAAGGCCUGGCAUUCUUGGGCGUAUAUGAACUUUGAAACCGUUUUGUUUUACAAAAAUGAAAACUUGCUUCGGAACUCUGGCCAGACGGCGAAGACCGAUAAAACUAACGACAUCAUACAUUAUACCGUUCUCGCCGUCCAGGGGUUUUUUAGAUCAAUUAAUUUGUCCAAGGGAAGCUCCCUUCAAGACACUUUGCGAUUAUUAACCUUGUGGUUUGACUACGGUCAGUCGUCCGAGGUGCAUGAUGCGAUUGUCGAAGGAAUGCGCUUGAUUGAAAAAAAUACGUGGUUGCAAGUGAUUCCGCAACUGAUAGCGCGAAUUGAUACACCUCGGGCUUUAGUGUCACGUUUGAUACAUCAUCUUCUCAUCGAUAUCGGAAAAUCCUACCCACAGGCGUUGAUAUAUCCUUUGUCCGUUGCGUCUAAAAGUACAUCAGUGCUCAGGAGAAACGCCGCAAAUAAGAUAUUAAAGUCGAUGAGCGAGCAUUCGCCAACUUUAGUCAAUCAAGCUGUGAUGGUUUCGGAGGAAUUGGUACGGGUAGCUAUCUUAUGGCAUGAGAUGUGGCACGAGGGGUUGGAGGAGGCGUCAAGAUUGUUUUUCGGUGAACAGGAUAUUAAGGGAAUGUUUGACGUAUUGGAACCAUUACACGCGGUUAUGGAUAGAGGGCCUCAAACUCUUAAGGAAACCAGUUUUAAUCAAGCGUACGGUAGGGAUCUAGCAGAAGCUCAAGAAUGGUGUCAACGGUUUAAGCAUUCUGGAAAUAAUCGGGAUUUGAAUCAAGCUUGGGAUUUAUACUAUCACGUAUUUCGGCGAAUAUCACGCCAAUUGCCUCAGCUGACUUCCCUUGAAUUGCAAUAUGUAUCUCCGAACCUCUUAAUUUGUCGCGACUUGGAGCUGGCGGUCCCCGGAAGUUACUGUCCUGGUCAGCCGGUAGUCAGAAUUGCGUACAUUCAGAGCUCGUUACAGGUGAUCACGUCCAAGCAGAGGCCGCGCAAGUUGUUAAUUCGAGGCAGUAACGGCAAGGACUACAUGUUCCUCUUAAAGGGUCACGAGGAUUUGCGACAAGACGAAAGAGUAAUGCAACUGUUCGGGUUGGUAAACACGCUGCUACUUAAAGAUCCGGACACCUUCCGGCGCAAUCUUACCAUACAGCGAUAUGCGGUUAUUCCACUAAGCACAAACUCUGGUCUAAUUGGUUGGGUACCUCACUGCGACACUCUGCAUACGCUCAUAAGGGAUUACAGAGAGAAAAAGAAGAUUCUGUUAAAUAUAGAGCAUCGAAUUAUGCUGCGUAUGGCACCCGACUAUGACCAUUUAACCCUGAUGCAAAAGGUCGAAGUGUUUGAGCACGCUCUGGAACACACCCACGGCGAUGAUUUGGCACGAUUACUGUGGCUGAAAAGCCCAUCGUCGGAGGUGUGGUUUGACCGACGCACCAACUACACACGGUCACUUGCCGUAAUGUCAAUGAUUGGUUAUAUACUCGGUUUAGGCGAUCGUCACCCGUCCAACUUAAUGUUGGAUCGUCUGAGCGGAAAAAUUCUGCACAUCGACUUUGGCGACUGUUUCGAGGUUGCGAUGACGCGUGAAAAGUUUCCCGAAAAAAUUCCGUUCCGCUUAACUCGCAUGCUGAUUAACGCCAUGGAAGUAACUGGAAUUGAAGGUACAUACCGGCGCACGUGUGAGUCCGUGAUGGCGGUUUUGCAUCACAAUAAAGAUAGUUUAAUGGCCGUCUUGGAGGCGUUCGUUUAUGACCCGCUGCUGAACUGGCGAUUAAUGGACGCCGGUCGAAAUAAUCGCUCUAACACAAACGAAGUGGGGUCGCUGUCGGGUACUUCCUCGCAGGAUCAGGAGCUGGGAUCGUUGAGCUUAAAUGUCUCCAAGAAAGGUCUGCCUUGUCACGAAAUGGUUGGCGACGGCAUUCAUAUAGAAGCCGUAAGUAAAAAAGCGCUCGCCAUUAUCACGAGGGUUAGAGAAAAAUUAACCGGCCGUGACUUUCCGCAAGAGGAAAACGUCACAAUUCCACGGCAAGUCGAAUUACUGAUUCAACAGGCGACUAGUAAUGAGAAUUUAUGUCAGUGCUAUAUAGGCUGGUGCCCUUUUUGGUAAUUUUUGUCAUUUGCUUGCUAAUGAUAUCUAACGAGUAAUGUAGAAAUGUUUUAGUUUAUAUUCCCAAAUGAUGUUUGAUUAAUUUAAUAAAGCCUACAUUUUU